This is a messenger RNA of Austrofundulus limnaeus, 2680 nucleotides long. RefSeq names its product protein transport protein Sec24B. Gene Ontology annotation, molecular function: zinc ion binding; SNARE binding. Gene Ontology annotation, biological process: endoplasmic reticulum to Golgi vesicle-mediated transport; COPII-coated vesicle cargo loading; intracellular protein transport. The record is from RefSeq and is a predicted model, not a curated record. Gene Ontology annotation, cellular component: endoplasmic reticulum exit site; COPII vesicle coat. NCBI's taxonomy places the organism in Eukaryota, Metazoa, Chordata, Actinopteri, Cyprinodontiformes, Rivulidae.
UGAAUUCAGCUCUCAGCCGAGCCGCGCGGACCUUCCGAGGCUGUCCGGGUCUUCGCCGACCACCGAGCGGCCUCUGUGGCGGAGGGGCGGCCAGGGAUACCAGCUCCAGCUAACCACUGGCUUCGGGGACACCGACUCGCCCGUUUAACUGUGGGCUGAGAGACGGGAGGACCGAGCCAUGUCUGCGCCGRGUUACACCAACCACAGCAACUCCGCCGGCUACAGCCAGAACUCAACACCGAACGCAGGAGCUGCGCCUCCCCGUCAGAAUGGUCCGCUGCAGACCUACCCACCUGUGUACCCACCUGCAGGCUACUACGGCGCUCCUCCUCCACGUCAGAACUACCCCAACAUUUCUGCCCCGGGCAAAGCGCCGGUCACAAGCAGCGCCAGCUACUACCAGAACCACCAGCAGCGUCAUGUAGCUCCGCCUUCGUACGGCGCCGGCGCGCCGCCUCAACCGUACGCCACCGUCCCGUCUUCAGCCCCGCCUCCUUCAAACGCCCAGUACAGCCAGCCGCAGCAGCAGCCCCCCUACGCUCCUCCGGGGUCUUACUACGCUCAGCAGUCGUACCUGUCUUCUUCAGCGCAGCUUCAUCAUCAUCAUCAUCAUCAUCAUCAGCCUAGUUUGGUCUCGGCCCCGGCGAGCGUCCCCGGAGCGCCCGUCUACCCUGUCGCCUCCUACCCUUCUGCUCCAGGAAGUUCCCAGUAUGGGACCCUCAGCACCUCCCAGACCUCCACCACACCUCAGGCUCCGCCCACCCAGAUGGGAGCGCCAUUACAUCACUACCCGGCGCCGCCUCCUACGUCAGCGCUGCAGCCUGGGUACGAUGUGGCGGCUCACGCUCCGCUGACGGCGGUGAACGGGAAAGGAAGCACAGCGGCGGUCCAGACCAACAGCCACCAGCACUACGACCAAAGCCCCGCCCCUUACAGCUACAACUCCUACAGCGGGGCGACACGAGGCGGGGGCGGUGCGGACCGACCUCCCUCAGGAACCCCCAACGCUUCAGUCCACUCGUCCCCGGGUCACCCCUCAGGCCUGCAGUAUGGAUAUGUUGCUAAUAGUGGAGCUAGCUCCGCCUCUGCCGCUACCUCGGGCCCAGCUGGAGCCCUGUCUUCAUCCGGCUCUGAGGAUGAGGAGGACGAUGAGGAGGAGGAGGAUGAGGAAGCAGGCGGCGACACGUCGUCCUCCAGCACCGGCAGCGCCUCUCCGGUUCCAAACAACUAUGAUUCCCUCGAAGGCGGCAGCUUUCCAGAUUCCAUGCCUCCUUCGAACGAUGCGACCAAUCAGGGUCAACCUUACGGUAGCUAUGGUUACCAGAACCUGCAGCCCACCUAUCAGCAGGGACCGACCCAACACACUGACGGGCCCCCGUCUCAGAACCUCUACGGCCAGCCGGGUUAUCAGCAGUACCCUCAGGUGGGACCGCAGCCGUUCCCCAGCCUCUCCCAGCUGUCUGCAGCCCUGGGGGGUCUCAGCGGGGUCCCGGAGCUGGAGGUGGAGGCCCUGAGRCCGGUCAACCUGCUGCAGGAGAGGAACCUGCUGCCCCCGAGGCCCUCGGAGGGCCCAGAACCCAACAUCAGCCCCGACCUGAAGAAGGUCAACUGCAGCCCGCAGACCUUCAGGUGCACCCUGACCAGCAUUCCACAAACCCAGGCUUUACUCAACAAGGCCAGGCUCCCCCUGGGGCUCCUGCUGCACCCCUUCAGAGACCUGCAGCAGCUGCCGGUCAUCACCUCCAACACCAUCGUCCGCUGCCGCUCCUGCCGCACCUACAUCAACCCGUUYGUCACCUUUCUGGACCAGCGCCGGUGGAAGUGCAACCUCUGCUAUCGGGUCAACGACGUACCAGAUGAGUUUAUGUACAACCCAGUGACGAGGUCUUACGGGGAGCCACACAAGAGGCCCGAGGUCCAGAACUCCACGGUGGAGUUCAUCGCCUCCUCGGACUACAUGAUGUCUUUAUUCCGUCUCACGACAGUUUGAUGGUGAACCUAAAGGAGAGCCACGAGCUGGUGAAAGAGCUGCUGACGUCACUUCCUGCCAUGUUCAGUCAGAGYAGAGAGACGCACAGCGCCCUGGGUCCGGCCUUACAGGCAGCCUUCAAGCUCAUGUCGCCCACCGGCGGCCGCGUCACCGUUUUCCAGWCUCAGCUGCCGACGCUGGGCGCCGGGAAGCUGCAGUCGAGAGAAGACCCCAACCAGCGCUCCAGCACCAAGAGCGUGCAGCACCUCGGCCCUGCGACAGAUUUUUAUAAGAAACUGGCUCUGGACUGCUCGGGACAGCAGAUCGGAGUGGAUCUGUUUCUCCUCAGCUCGCAGUACGCCGACCUGGCUUCGCUCGCCUGCAUGUCCAAGUACUCAGCAGGAAGUGUCUUCUACUACCCGUCCUUCCAUCACGCCCACAACCCGGCCCAGCUGGAGAAGUUCCAGAAGGAUCUGGAGCGCUACCUCAGCAGGAAGAUCGGCUUCGAGGCCGUCAUGAGAAUACGAUGCACUAAAGGAUUGUCCAUCCACACGUUCCACGGGAACUUCUUCGUGCGCUCCACGGACCUGCUGUCUCUGGCCAACGUGAACCCAGACUCUGCCUUCGCCGUCCAGAUGUCCAUCGAGGACUCUCUGGCGGACUCGUCUCUGGCCUGUUUCCAGGCGGCUCUGCUCUACACGUCCAGUAAAG